GGACGCUCCCACUCGUCGAGCAUGAACACGAUCAACCAAGAGGGGAAACGGGAGAAUACAUCAAGCACAAUGAGUCUACCAGACAACUGCCGAUACAUCACGCGACAAGAGCAAUCGUUCCUUGCGGAUGCCAGUGCACAGCGAGAGUUCCACGAUGCUCACUUCGCAGUCUAUGAUGAGCAGUUCUUGGACAUCCUGGGAGACCGUCCCAGCAUCGAGCUUGCAGUGGAGAAAGACUGGCCGUUUGCCCACGAGGCGGGAGUCUACCUGCCGGACCAGGAUGCAAUCUACAUCACGAGCAACUGUCUACCUGGUACACCUUCCGGCAAGACGAUCAAGAUCGGCAAAGUGACAAGACACGAUUCUGGCAACGGCACAUGGCAUUACGAAGAGCUCACGACCAAUGUCGCCAUGGGCAAUGGCGGUCUCAAUUAUGACGGUGGCGUGCUCUUCUGCGAUCAAGGCACCAUGGAAGCUCCUUCACAGUUGACGCUGAUGGAAGCUCGCCCGCCAUAUGCGACAAAACCACUGCUCUCCUCAUAUCACUGGCGGCGAUUUAGCAGUCUCAAUGAUGUCGUGAUGCAUACGGAUGGUUCCCUCUGGUUCACCGAUCCGAUCUACGGCUUCGAACAAGGUUUUCGUCCAGAGCCUCAAUUGCCGUGCCAGGUCUACCGCUUCGAUCCCACCUCUGGAGAAGUCAGAGUGGUUGCCGACGGCUUUGGCCGACCAAAUGGGCUUUGCUUUUCGCCCGAUGAACAGACAUUGUAUGUGACGGAUACAGAUUGGAUUCACGGCGAUGGAACGACGGAUCUGACUCGAUCUUCACACAUUUAUGCGUUUGAUGUGAUUGAGAGGCAUGGCUCGCACUUUGUGGCCAACAGAAGAGUGUUUGCCAUGGCGGAUGAAGGCGUUCCCGAUGGCAUCAAGUGCGAUCUGCAAGGCAACGUCUAUUCGGGAUGCGGCGAUGGCGUCCACGUCUGGAAUGCUGGUGGAAAGCUCAUUGGCAAGAUCAAGGUGUGCGGUGGAGUGGCAAACUUUUGCUUUGGCAGAAAAGGCGAGUUGUUCUUGCUGAACGAGACCAAAUUCUGGGUCGCCAAGAUUUCCGGCAGCGUUCAAGGUGCUCUGCUGCACAACAUGAAGAUUGAAGUGUAUAGUAGCGGAGAACCUGGCCGCCCUCCCUGCGAGCGAUGCAUCCGGGAACAACAUGAGUGCAUUCUCGGGGGCUCGCGACGAGGUGGUCGAAGGGUGAAACGCAGCACUUCUGAACUCGCCAACAAUUCCACUCCCGCUCCCUCAUCAUCAUCAACAGCACUGCACGCCUUGUCAGUACCGCCCGGCAGCAGUAGUGUAGACAGUGCCAGCAGACGGACACCGCUACCACCACCACCGCGCAGCGACCAACAGCAGCAACAGCAGCAGCAGCAUGUCCUGGACCCAAGUCUUCGGCAGCACCGGCUUCCCAGCUGGAGCUCUCUCAAUCCCGACUCGAGGAUCUUGCCGCCAUUGUCGCACGACGGCGGUGUCACCCCGACUGCUGCCAAGAUGACCGUGGAUGACACUGUCGCCUCCACCGACUUGCAGAAUCCGGCAGACGCCCUUGAAUUCUUAGCCCACGUCGCCGAGCGCGACUCUGGGAGCAACCAGUUGCCCCCCAUGCAUAGCAGUGUGUAUGGGCGAGACCAGAUUGCGGGCCCGAACAACCACCCCCAUGAUGGAGCACGCUCCGCUCCGGUGUCGACCUCGAGCCAUGUCAUCAAUUAUCCGCCUCUGACCAAAGGUCAGCUCAGCUUGGAGAUGAUUCAGGCGCUUCUUUGUCGAUACGAGGACAAGUACCAUCCCUUCUUCCCACUGGCCAACCCCGCUGCCAUGGACCCGAGUAAUCUGCCCACGAGUGCGGCCAAAGAGCCUCAUCUGCUUGCUGCCAUUCUGACUGUUGCUUCCAAAGACGAGAAGGACUGGUGGCAGGUCCAUGAAGAUUGUUCGACCCAUAUGCAAUCGCUCGUGGCGAGUCUGGUAUAUAGUGGCUCGGGUUCCGUGGAGGCAGUGGAGGCGAUGCUCAUCCUGGCCGAAUGGGUGCCCCGAAGAUCACAUACGACACCUGCCAUUGGACGUGGAGAGGAAGACUGCGCCGCGUGGAUGUAUGUCGGCACCGCCAUCCGACUCGGGUACCUGCUCGGCAUUGACCGGACCGGCUUUCGCGCGGAGAGCGAGGCACAAUCCGCCGACUUGAAUCGCAAGCGCCUCGCCUGGUCGAGCUGCUACAUGAGCGAUCGGCAAGUAUCUGUCCGGAUCGGCAAGGCCUUUUGGUCGCGUGGACCCGGACCACUGACUGCACUACGAGCCCAAGACUUUCCCAGCUUGCAGCCCCGACUGCAUCGUCACGAUGACUUUGCAGCCAUCUAUCAGGCCAAUUUGGAGCUGACGCAGCUGUUCAGUAAUGCACACGACGUGCUGUACGCCACCAAGAGCCGUUCCAACCAGCUCAACUUUGGUGGCGAGUACGUGAAAUACAUUGACGACUUUCGCGUGGCACUGCGCCAUUGGAAUGAAUCCUGGGGCACCUUUACAUGUUCACCGCCGCUCAAAGCCAGCUUGAUUCUCUCAUAUGAGUAUCUCCGACUCUACGUGAAUGCCUUUGCAUAUCAGGCCACUCUGAAUCGCCUGAUGCAGAGGAUGAAGGAUGCCAUCAAAAGUGGUCAGCCCAAUCGCCCCAUGGCAUAUCCUUUUGCCGAUGUCGCUGCCACACCGGACGCCCGAUUCAUCUACGACGCGAUCGAUGCUGCAAAAGCGCUCCUGAGCACCUUUUGCAGUUUUGUGGACCCGCAAGAUACAUUCCGAUAUAUGCCGCUCCGUUACUAUCUGUAUGUCAUCUACUCUGCCGUCUUCCUGUACAAAGCUCGAUCGACGGGAGUCAUGGCGGGAGAUACCAGAGGCUCCGUGAAGCGACUGAUCAGUGAUACGGUGGACUGCUUGCAAAAGUCGAGUGCGUGUCCGAAUGAUGUGGGGGACCGAUACUCGAGGCUGGUGCGCUUACUCUGGAGGAAACCACCGGUGGGACGUGGCAGCAUCGCGGAAUCGAACGAGAUGAGUGGGCCCACCAGCGCGCAGAGUGGGGGUCCGGGUGUGCCUCCUGGUCGUGGCGGAACCGAAUCGAUGCCCCUGGACACUGCUCCUCCCUCCAUCAAUCAGUUUAGCUGGCUGGAUCUGGGCGCAGUGGGCGACUUUGCCGUGGAAAAUAACAACUCCAUUGCCGGGAGUAGCAUGCUGGACAAUAUGGAUGAUACGUCCAACGAUGGAUUUUCGCAAUUCGACCCCAGUAUGACUUUUACGCCGCAGCAAUUCGCAUGGAAUGGCAUGAGCCCAUCUGGUAUCGUCUUCUGAGACGGUCCGGCCUCGCGCGCUAAUACAGGACAUGUGAUGAAAAAGAAGCUUGCUUUCUCGCCUCCAUUUGAGGCUUCCCGGGUCGUGCAUAUUUGCUAGAAGAGCUACUACGCGGCCGUAUUGGUGCAUCAUAGCAGUACAACACCAUCGGCAACGGCAUUUACAAAGCUGCUAUAUACGUCCCAAUCAAGGCAAGGACGAAUGCACGCCAAGCCCGGUGUACAUUGAUUGCAAAAAAUCAGAUGGAUGUCUCUGAGACGCCAGAUACCCCAGCUAUAUGCCAGGUGUAUGGAGGAAAGACUUGAUAUAUACUAUGACGUGGAUUCCUGCCCACGAAAAAGCGCAGUAGUAAAACGGGAUUUGCGCCUCGGUCGGCCCACAGUCGAUCAGUGAGUUCAUAGAUGAAAGAUUCUAAUGUGUAAAAAUCGCGAAUGGGGAAGAGCGAGGAGAGCCUGAUUAUGAGGCGGAUAACGAUACAGUAUUUGAUUCCAGUUCAAGUCAAGUCAAGUCAAGUCGAG
Molecule: messenger RNA, 3899 nt
Organism: Sphaerulina musiva SO2202
Lineage: Eukaryota; Fungi; Ascomycota; Dothideomycetes; Mycosphaerellales; Mycosphaerellaceae
Exons: 7
Coding region: 22-3381 (1119 amino acids)
Biological process (GO): DNA-templated transcription
Molecular function (GO): zinc ion binding; DNA binding
Source: RefSeq, a predicted model, not a curated record